Corylus avellana is the source of this 1921-nucleotide messenger RNA. NCBI's taxonomy places the organism in Eukaryota, Viridiplantae, Streptophyta, Magnoliopsida, Fagales, Betulaceae. The record is from RefSeq and is a predicted model, not a curated record.
ACCUUUGCCUACCACGUCACCAGCUAGCUCAUCGGAUACCCUUUUAACUUCACUAAACCCAGAUUACACCACCGGCCAAACACCAGCUCUCAAUUUCUAGUUUCGUCCAAUUUUUGAAUUUCUUGUGUGUCCACACUACUUUUACUCAGCCCAACCAUGAAAUUCUCUCUGCAAUCAAAAUCCUCUGCAAAACCUAAAUCAAUUCAACCAAAAUUCGAUGACGCCACCAACAACGACCACCAAGAAUCCAAACAAUUACAAUUCAUCACCCAAUUCGACGCCUCCGAAACCCUAGCCCGCUCCAACCAACCCAAGAAUCCCGUAAUCCCCCCUAUUCCUAACCAAUGGAGGCCCCACAAGAGGAUGAAGAAUCUGGAACUUCCCAUCACCUCCAAAUCCGAUGCCUCCGGGGCCCUCUCCUUCGAGCUCGAAUCACAGGACCCCUCCCGCCACGGCCCCGAUUCCAACAUCUCCUACGGUCUCAAUCUCCGCGAGAAAUCGGAAUACAAGGACGAUGGUGAACGGCUACGAUCUACUGCUCCUGUUCCGGUUGAGGCGGCGUUGCUCCAGAAGCUCAAGGACGACCUGGAUAGGCUGCCGGAGCAUCGCGGCAUGGAGGAGUUCGACGAUGUCCCCGUCGAGGGCUUCGGCGCCGCCUUGCUCGCCGGCUACGGAUGGCACAAAGGGAGAGGGAUCGGGAGGAACGCCAAAGUGGACGUGAAAGUGGUUCAGUACGAGAAGCGGGCGGACAAGCACGGCCUAGGGUUUAUCAGCUCCGACGAGAGAGACAAAGAGGAGGAGGCCAAAGCCAAAAGGCGCGACACGGAAAGGAGGUCCUCCAACGCUGGCAAACAGAGUACGCGUUCGAAAGUAGUAGAGGAAGAUGAAGAAGAACCGAAGAAGGCAAAGGCGAAAAAGAGUGGACAAGUGUCGUGGCUGAAGAGUCACAUUCGGGUGAGGAUAAUAAGCAAGCAACUCAAAGGAGGAAGACUCUACUUGAAGAAGGGGGAGGUUGUGGAUGUGGUAGGACCAACCACGUGUGAUAUAUCAAUUGACGAGAGUAGAGAGCUCAUUCAAGGGGUCUCCCAGGACCUUCUUGAGACGGCGCUCCCUCGCCGCGGGGGACCCGUGCUUGUUUUGUAUGGUAAGCACGAGGGGGUGUACGGGAAUCUGGUUAGGAGGGAUUUGGAACAAGAAUCUGGCUUGGUUCAGGAUGCCAAUAACCACGAGUUGCUCCGUGUGCCACUUGAACAAAUUGCUGAGUAUAUUGGGGAUCCCAGCUGCCUUGGAUAUUGAUCACUGUCUAGAUGUGCAAGAGAAUGAUCAGAGUUUGAUGAUGUUACAAUUGAAAUGAAGCACAAACAAGGUUGGUUUUAUGUUCUAGUUCAUUCUCCUCUUUAUCAAAUAUAUAUGAGUGGGCCGGAUAUCAUGUAAUGCAGAGCAAGACACCUGUAGAUGUCAUUUUAUGUAUAUGUUUGUAUUACCCGCAUGUAUUACUGCUGCUAGUUGCAAAUGGAAGGUGUUUUUAUUCAUUUUUGCAUUACAUUGUAUUGAUUACCUAGUGGAAAGGCAAAAAUGAAUCUAAUGGUUAUUUUACUGUACCUAAAAGAAUUUGCUGAUGAGGUUUGGUAAUGUAUUUGUUUGAUGCAUGACCUUGUAGAUGCUGAUGAAAGUUUUGGUUUUCAAAUUAGAAAUUACUUGUUAUAAAAGAUGGGUGUCUUGCAUACAACCCUAGUUAACUUAUGAAGAUGGCUCUUCUGGCACUUAUACCUAUAGCUGCAGUAGCCAGCAGGUAAUGCCAAACAACUAGAUGAGAUUCACAUAAAAAGAUGCUGCGCAAUCUACAUGAUGGAUUGGUUUUAUAGAUAAAUCUAUGGUUUGACUAUUUUAGGAACUGUUAAAAAUAUUUUGAAAGACAAUU